AUGAAGAUUAAAAUUUCAGACGCCGAGGAACUUGCAAAGUCCGCCCUGCAGAGAUUAGGGUACAAUGCCUCCAAUGCAGCAAUCAUUGCGCACCAUGUCAUUGAUAGUGAGUUGAGAGGAUAUUCGUCUGCGGGACUAGCUCGGAUACUAAGCAUCCGUGAUCGACUUUCUGAAAAGGAGCUGAGACAGGAGGUCGUGGUAACUCGCGAAAGCCCUGCCACAAUGCAGCUCGAUGGACAAGAUUCGGUGGGUUAUCUCGUUGCUCGGCGAGCAACUGACGAAGUGAUUCGAAAAGCACGGACUGUCGGUAUUGGAAUUGUCGGUGCAAACAACACGUGGUACACUGGGAUGCUAGCAUAUUACGCCGAAAUGGCUGCCAAAAGCGAUCUGGUGACAAUUAUCGCAUCGAAUACCAGUCCCUGGGUGGCUGCCAGUGGCGGAUACAGACCAAUAUUUGGCACAAAUCCAUUUGCAAUUGGAUUCCCGUCAAGCAAGACGCCGGUCAUCUACGAUAUUGGAACAUCUAAAAUAUUGCACGCAGACGUACUUCUGGCCCAGCGACUGGGCACAGAGCUUCCAGCAGAGUCUGCAUAUAAUGCCAAGGGGGAGUUUACGAAGAACCCAGUCGAGGCUUUGGAAGGGGCUAUCGCGGUCUGGGGAGGGCAUCGGGGCUCAGGACUAGCCCUAGCCGUGCAACUGCUUGGGGUGCUUGCUGGGUCUCCAGCUUUGCCUGCCAAUCUCGAAGACUUUGGGUUUCUGAUUAUUGCUGUCAACCCAGCCAACUUCCAGCCUAUUGAGAGGUUCAAAGAGGAAAUUGACCAUUUUGCGAAAAGUAUGAAGGAAAGUCCGCCGUUGAAUAGCGACAGUCCUCUGAGAGUGCCAUUCGAGCGCUCCACGGCGUUACGUGCCAGGAACGUCAGUCUUGGGGAAUUUGAAGUAGAAGACCGCGUUGUCGAAAUGCUCCGGGGUUAA
This is a messenger RNA of Talaromyces proteolyticus, 972 nucleotides long. Its product is annotated as Malate/L-lactate dehydrogenase. The transcript has a single exon. Bases 1 to 972 code for a protein of 323 amino acids. Lineage: Eukaryota; Fungi; Ascomycota; Eurotiomycetes; Eurotiales; Trichocomaceae. The record is from RefSeq and is a predicted model, not a curated record. Gene Ontology annotation, molecular function: oxidoreductase activity.